AUUGUAUAUAAACAUGUCACAAGACGCAGAUAAGUUAAUUUUAUAAAUCCACACAUAGGGAUUUCAACAGCCAAGAAUUCACUUGGAGUAUCAAGGAUGAACGUUCUUAUUGUUUUAAGUUGUGUUGUAGCCUGCUGUUAUGGCUCUGGAGUUCCCGGUGGCUACUCCAAGGCCGACAUAUCCGACCCCGAAAUUAUAGGAUAUGCCAAUUUUUUUGUCUCUCAGUACAAUCUAAGGACUAAGGCCCAAGGAGGAAAUGCUGCAGAAUACACAAACGUUCAACUCGUGUCAGCUAACCAGCAGGUUGUUUCCGGCAUGAACUAUGACCUUCACUUGAGGAUGUCAAAUGGAGCAGUAACGCAAAUGUGUGAUGUGGUCAUUUACGUCCAACCUUGGACCAACACCAAGCGUGUUGAUACCCAGGUUUGCCACCCUGUCACCAAAAGAGCUGGAGGAUAUGAGGAACAUUCUGUAGAUGCUGAAGUCAUGAUGAUGGCCAACUUUGCUCUGAACAAAAUGAAUGUGCUACUUAAACAAUCCAAUAGUUUGGUCAGAGUUGUAUCUGCUAGUACCCAGGUUGUUGCCGGUACAAACUACAAGUUAAGACUGGAACUUGAUCAGAAUAAAUUCUGUGAUGUUGUGGUAUUCAACCAACCCUGGACCCAAACGACCCAGCUGACCAGUAACUCGUGUGACUCAACCAAGAGACAGCUGGGUGCCCCCCAUGCUAUCAGCAGCAGUGACAUACAUGUUCAGGAAGUUUUCACCCAAGCCAUCGAAUUGGCCAACGGAAUGUCCAACAACAUGUACCGAUUGUCUGCUGUUUCCAUUCAACAUGUUACCAAGCAGGUUGUUGCUGGUAUGAAGUAUGAAUUUGACAUGAUGAUGGGAGAAUCUUCCUGCAGGAAUAACGGAGAAAGCAAGGGGCUGACCGCUGUCAAUUGUCCAGUUAAAAGUGGAGGAAUGUCUACAACAUUCCAUGUUGUUGGCAUCUGGCAAUCGUGGACGACCCCAGAAUACCACGUCACAGUCACUCCAGUGGUAGAUAAUGGGGUUGUGGACAAACCAAAGGAGACCCAACAGCUCUCUACCAUGGAAAAGUUCCUGUCCUUCAAGAGGAAACACAGCAAGGUCUAUUCUUCUAUGGCUGAGGAGAAGAAGAGAUACCGAAUAUUUGAGUCCAACAUGAAACUUGCGGCCAAGAUUCAGCAGACUGAGAGACCAGGAAGUACUGCUCGCUACGGUGCUACAAAGUUUGCAGAUCUUACAGAGAAAGAGUUCCGCCAGCAUGUCGGUUAUAAGUGGGACCUAAAGGGUAAUGUUGGUAUGCAGAAGGCAGAGAUCCCCCGAGGUACCACCCCAGAGGCCUUCGACUGGCGUGACCACAACGCUGUGACUGAAGUCAAGAACCAGGGCUCAUGCGGGUCCUGUUGGGCCUUUUCCACCACAGGAAAUAUUGAGGGCCAGUGGGCUAUCAAACAGGGCAAGCUUGUAUCCCUAUCUGAACAAGAACUGGUCGACUGUGAUAAGGUAGAUGAGGGUUGUAAUGGUGGACUGCCCAGUCAGGCCUACAAAGAAAUCAUCAGACUUGGUGGCCUAGAGACAGAAAAAGAAUACAAAUACGAAGGGGAAGAUGAGAAAUGUUUAUUCAACAGGUCCGAUGUCAGGGUGACCAUCAACUCGUCCGUAUCCAUCUCCAGUGACGAGAAAGAAAUGGCAGCUUGGCUGGCAAAGAAUGGACCAAUUUCUAUUGGCAUCAAUGCUUUUGCUAUGCAGUUCUACAUGGGAGGUAUUUCCCACCCCUGGAGUUUCUUCUGUAGCCCCAAGGAACUGGAUCACGGCGUUCUUAUUGUAGGAUAUGGUGUCCAGGAUGGUACACCCUACUGGGCCGUGAAGAACAGCUGGGGACCUGACUGGGGAGAAAAGGGUUACUACUUGGUGUACAGAGGAGGCGGUGUGUGCGGGCUCAACACCAUGUGUACCUCGUCGGUGAUUGACUAGAGUAACAACCAUCGGUGAAAAUGACAACGACCGUUGAAACAACCACUUAUAACUGUAUAACACGAGACUUUCACCUUGUAUUUACUUUCACAUUUUACUUUAGUACAGAAAAUCUCAAAAUUAUUUAUUCUGAAGACUAAACAUACUAUAGGUCAUAAACCUUUUUAACAGUGAAUAGUUGGUUAAGGCAUUAAAUGAUAAAAGAAAAGACCCAUAAACAGUUUUUUUGUUACUCAGUACCAUCUCGGGCAGCACAAUGCUAAUAUGACUCAUAGUAUUCAGCAUAAUAAUUUCUGGUUUAUUCAUGGAAUAAAAACAAAUUAAGAACUGUUAUAGUGGAUUUGUAAGACAAAUUGAUAACAUCACCAGCAUGUGUCGACUGUGUCGAGAAUUAAAAAAAAAAAAUGUCACAAUAUUACAUAUAUAUAAACGAGUCUUAUAAUCUACACAGCAUAUUAUUCAUUUUUAAUGUACAUUAUUCAAAAUGAGAUUACUUAUUAAUGUGUAAAGAUUAAAUCACACAAAAUGUAUCCAUAAAAUAUACUUUACAUUCAGUUAGAAGACAUUUGAUAAUCUUCAAUGUCAUUUCAAAGAAUAGAUUAUGAAAUAGCUAUAAUUUUCACUUGGAUUUGAAUUUAAACUGAAGUAUUUAGUAUAUCCUUAAUGUUACGUUCAUAAAAAUAUGUUACGUAUCUUAACCCUUAAUUCAGCUGUGAUAAAAUUUGAUGGUAUUUGUACUUACCUUAAUUUUAAGAGGAGCACUAAUGUUUGACGAGUGUAUAUUAUUUUGUUCCUCUAUAAGUAAAGUUUUAUACUUUUCCUGUCAUCGACAGUUUAUACAUGUAGUCGUAAUAAAGAUAUUAAAAUUAUACAAUACAAAUUUAUUUCAAGAUUACAUUAUUUUAUAUAUGUAGUAUAUCAUUGUUCGCACAAAAAGGAUUUGUUUUUUAGUUUAACCGUUUGUGCCUGGUAUAUACAGUAAUUAUGUUUUGCAGACUUUCUCUAUAAGAUGUAAAUAUUAUUAUGCAACUGAUAUCACUACGGUUUUUGUACUUUUUUUCAAGUUUCAUUGAUAUUAAAAAAUGAAAAAGUUUCAAGAUCUGAAAAAAAAAUCUCAAACGGAGAAUGAAUUUUACAUCAUUUUAUUACUGAAGUUUACAUAAAUUAUGUCAUUGAUAUUUUACUAAGAAGUGUUUGCUUCCUGUUUUAACCUUUUUGUCAGAUUGUUUACGCUUACCACAAACAAAUACAAAUGAUAUAAUAAUGUUAAUUGAGACCGAUCACAAAAAAUAAAAUAUUUAGAAACCGAUUAUAAACAUGUUUUCUGGUUUGAUAUUACAUUCCAACAUGAUUCUGUGAUUUUUUCUUUUAAUGAUCUGCAUGUUCUUAUGAUGAUGUUAAUGUUUUGGUUGUAGAUGGAAUGUGUAUUUUUAAAUGGAAAUUCCAAAAAUAAAAUAAAACAUUUGUACAGAAA
This is a messenger RNA of Mizuhopecten yessoensis (Yesso scallop), 3475 nucleotides long. Its product is annotated as putative cysteine proteinase CG12163. Gene Ontology annotation, molecular function: cysteine-type endopeptidase activity; cysteine-type endopeptidase inhibitor activity. The record is from RefSeq and is a predicted model, not a curated record. NCBI's taxonomy places the organism in Eukaryota, Metazoa, Mollusca, Bivalvia, Pectinida, Pectinidae. Gene Ontology annotation, cellular component: lysosome. Bases 97 to 2001 code for a protein of 634 amino acids. The transcript has 18 exons.